GGACCUGACAGAGUGGACUCAGCCCUCUGUCACAGUACCAUCUGCGCCUCCGCAGACCACUGUCUCCCUUCCUACCUCUCCGCAACUACCGACACGUCGAGCCAUUCACUCAGCCCGUUGCAACGAACAGCUUGCGACUCACAAGGACGUUGUGUCCUCCCUUCUGGACUUGAGCAUGCUCCAGGCUCGUCAGGAGCGACUCACCCUCCAUGUCGCUGCACUGCAUCGCCUUCUCGUCAUCCUCUCUGACCCUGAUCGCACCCUCCCGAUCAUCCCAGUACGACUCGGGACCUCCACGAGGGUGUACUUAGCGCUCUGGGAUUCUGGUUCUCAGGGCAACUUCAUUCACCCACGUGUGGGGAAGGAAGCACGCUUACCCACGACAGGGUCUCUGACUCCCAUCUUCGUCACCCUAGGAGAUGACAAGACACAGCGCUUCUUCGAUCAGACGGUCACCGACCUCCCUUUCUUCCUCACUCUGGAGUCGACUGAUCAUCCCCCGACGUCUCGUCAUCACCGCUCCUCUGCACAUUUUGAUGUGAUGGAAACGGGGUACGACUUCAUUCUCGGUACUCCGUGGUCUCGUAGGUUUCGUAGCACCAAGGCCGAUUGGGCGACCAACACUCUCGUGCUCAGAACGAAGUGUGGACAGACGUAUCGCGUACCUUUUAUAUGUACCACUGCGACACCACAUCCUGAUCCUCCUCCCCCGGAGCCUUCCGUGCCCACACCAUUUCCCACUAUCACCGUCACCUCGCCUCGGCAGUUCGCCCACUUCAUCCAACAGGACGACGUCACCUUCUUUACGGUGAACAUUACGCAUCUCUUGCACUAUGAUCCACACUGUCCAGAUGCCGAGCUCAUCUCCCUAGAGUCAGAUCCUCCUUCUUUCUCUAUGGCUUCCAUCUCUACUUCCCUCCCUCCGCCAUCCAUUGAGUCCGCCUCGUCGUCGCGAGCCGACGCUGACGCUGAGGAACUCACACGCUAUACGGCCGACCUGGAGCCUGUAGUUCGUGACCUCAUUCGAGAGUACCAUGACGUUUUCCCAUCGUCAUUCUCGUACGCCGGCAUCCCACCGAUGCGCGACAUCGAGCACUCCAUCCAGCUUGUGCUUGACUAUCGUGUCCAUCACCAAGCACCCUACAGACUCUCGAUCCCCGAGGUCACUGAACUCAAGCGUCAGCUUGAGGAACUCCUGAGACAAGGUUUCAUUAAACCCAGCAACUCCCCGUGGGGUGCACCCGUCCUCUUUGCUCGCGAAGUGGAUGAAACUCCUUGUCUCUGCAUCGAUUAUCGCGGUCUCAACCGCUACAGCCAUACCCUUGAGGAGCAUCUCAGACACCUCCACGGCGUCCUUGACCGCUUGCACAGACAUGGCUUCUACGCCAAGCUGAGCAAGUGCCGCUUUACCCAACGCAAACUGGAUUUCUUAGGACACUACGUGUCUAACCAGUGUCUCCACAUGGAUGACUCGAAGAUCACUGCUAUCAUUCGACUUGCUGCCAUCUCGAUCACCACCGUCCACCACUCGGUGAUUGACGAGUUUCGCACUCAGUACCGCCAUUCCCUCGACUAUCGUGACAUCCAUGUGACUCUUCGGAGUGGCAAAACCGUCCCGAACUACUCUCUCGGGGACAACGGUUUUGUGUACUGGCACAGUUCACAUGGCACCAUAGAGCCCCGUAUUUGUGUUCCCUCCACUGGACAGCUACGUGUUCGGGCAGUAGCAGAGUUUCAUGACCAGGCAGUCAUCGGUCAUAUGAGCUCCCACAAGACAUUGGUUCAUGUGAGUCGCCUGUACGUCUGGCCGAAGCGCAAGGACUUUGUGAAGGACUACGUCGCAGAGUGUCCCACCUGUCAAGAGGUUUGCUCCAGCCUCUUCCUAUCCCUGAGGGUCGUUGGCAGUCCAUCUCGAUGGACUUUAUCGGUCCUCUUCGUCCUCCGACCCCCCGCGGUCAUGAUGCUAUCCUGGUCAUCAUCGACCGCUUCACAAAGUGCGAUCGAUUUGUUCCGUGUUGUUAUGCCAUCAGUGCACGUGAGGUCGCUGACAUCGUGUUUGACCGAGUUGUGCGUGACCAUGGCUUACCCCUGAGCAUCAUAUCUGACUGUGACCAGCGCUUUACCAACCGAUUCUGGCCACGGCUCCACGAG
This is a messenger RNA of Chara braunii, 2151 nucleotides long. The record is from the annotation of a GenBank genome assembly. NCBI's taxonomy places the organism in Eukaryota, Viridiplantae, Streptophyta, Charophyceae, Charales, Characeae.